Molecule: messenger RNA, 21413 nt
Organism: Podarcis lilfordi (Lilford's wall lizard)
Lineage: Eukaryota; Metazoa; Chordata; Lepidosauria; Squamata; Lacertidae
Source: the annotation of a GenBank genome assembly
GGGUUGGAAUGAGAGCUUGUGCGCAGGCGCAGUCCUAAGCAAGUGCUCCUACUCUUCGGCUGCGUUUCGUUCUUUCUCUCAGAAAGGAGCUCGCGCGCUGUUCGCGUCUCGCCUUCCGUCCCCUCAGUUUCCUGCAUUUUGGUUUAGUGACGUUCUGUGAGUCGCCUUCGCCAAUAUGUAUGACGCGGAUGAAGGUGAGGUCCCACAAAGGGAAAGCAGACCUGGGGGGGGGGGUCCUUCAUCUGUCUAUGGGGGGGUUUGGGGUUUCUUGAGGAAGGGCGGGGAGUCUAAUGUCUUCCUUAGCUCUGAAAGGUAAUCCCAGCUGUGACUCUAGAGGAGAGGAAUCAAGGCUUAUGACAUCUCUUCAGCCUGCUUAAUAAUAAUGUUGUGGGUUUUUUUGAGGGAUUAUCCGUUAAAAAGACUCAAUUUGGAUCAGACCAAAAGUUCAUAUGGACUAGCAUCUUGUUCUCGGGGUGGCCAGCCAUAUGUUUGUGAGAAGCUGGCGAGCAGAACCUGCGUGCCACUUGAAAGUCCCUGCAAGUGGUAGGCAGAGGCCUCUGAUAGUGGAAGUAGAACAUGCCAUGAACCACUUGCAGAAUCUCAGGCAGAUCUCUGCCACACAGACACACACACACACCUGUUGUGCAGGAGGGAUGCCAGAGUAAACCCUUAGAUCAGGUUCAGUCUCCCUAAGGCUCACAGAGCAGGACUGGAGUCGGGGUUUAUCCGUCAGGGAGUUUGGAAAUAAGCACUUUUCAUAAAUGAGCCAUUUGAUGAAAACUCUUAAAAGGAACGACAUACUAUUCCGUGAAAAUAUUUAUUUUGCAGAUAUGCAAUAUGAUGAGGACGAUGAUGAAAUCACUCCAGAUUUGUGGCAGGAAGCAUGCUGGAUUGUGAUCAGGUAACUUUCCAAAUGGAAAAUACAACGGUUCUGAUUUAGCCAAAGUCGAAACACUUUUUAUAGUCUCACUGUAUUUCAAAAGAAGAAUAUGGCAUACGUGUUUAGAAUGAUUUUAUUCCGUUCUCUGAAAAAUCACUUUAUUGCUAAACCUAGUGUUAAAGGUUAGACUUUUACUGUACACUUGAAAUGGAUGCUCCCAAAUCUCCUGAUUUUGAGCAUCUGUCUGAUCACUUUUUUCAUUCACUUCCUUCAAUCUUUAUUCUACUAUUUUUUUUCCUUCCAAGUGUUUGCUAAGUGCAGCUGUGCCUAAAUCUCUUGAGGCUUAUCUACAAGUAAGAUGCCACUGAAUGCUUGCUGCAUUAUAUGAAUGGGCAAGAGCCACUUGCCAGACCCACAGAUGUUGCUUACUUGUUAGCGUAAUUGCCUUCAGGUGGUCCUUUCUGGUCACAUUCUCAUUCCUUUCAUCUUUUGGUUUGUUCUGCCAGAAGCAGCUAAAAAGUAAAAGCUCAUUCUUCCCAUAGAUCAGUAACUGAACAUGGAACAAAUGCUAUUCUUGCAGAAGGUCUCAGGUUCCAUCCCUCACUUUUCGGGUAAAAGCAGGAUUGGGAAAGACCUAUGCUUGAGACCUUGGAACACUGCUGCCAGUCAGAAUAUACAGUACUUGGCUGGAUAAUGCAGUAUAAGAUCACUUUCCCCAGCAUAACCUCCUUAUGCUACAUAUUUUUAACGAAGAUCCUCCCCUCUUACCUCCAGUCCAAAGGGACAUAAAACAUUCUGUCCUAUAGCGGGUAUUCAGCCAGGAAAUUUAUCUGAGAGUUGUUCUAGGAGAAUUAAAGGUAAGAGAACUUGAAUUUUCAUACAAAUGAUAAUUAAAGAUUUAAUUUUUUAUCAAUUAAUCAUUUGCAUUAUUUGAUUAAAACCCGUCAGCAGAUUUUUAAAUUAAUACCAGUUGUGUAAACAUUUUAGAUGGUAUGAUACACGCGGGAAUCUAAGAAUGAAAGCAAUCUGCUUUUUACUUCAGAAUUCUUGUUUUUGAUCUUAUACUAAAUAGUUCAUUCUCACAAAUUAUCUUCCAAAGUUCCUAUUUUGAUGAAAAAGGCCUGGUCCGACAGCAGCUAGAUUCUUUUGAUGAAUUCAUUCAGAUGUCUGUGCAGAGAAUUGUUGAAGAUGCGCCACCUAUUGAUCUGCAAGCAGAAGCUCAACACGCUACAGGAGAAGUGGAAGAGCCAGUAAGAGCCAGUCUUAUCAUAUUAAUUUUAAUAAUAAUAAUAAUAAUUCAAAGUAAGGUGUAAGUCAGGCAUUCCAAAUCCUGUCCUAUGAAAGUUGUCACUUCUCAUUGUAUAGAAUUUCUAAAUGAAGCCUUGUGUUACUUUCAGCCACGCUACCUUUUGAAAUUUGAGCAAAUUUAUCUCUCCAAGCCUACACAUUGGGAAAGAGAUGGUGCCCCAUCACCUAUGAUGCCAAAUGAAGCCAGGCUGCGAAACCUUACGUAAGCAAUAUCGACUGCUGUUAUUACUGAUGAUAUAUGGUGAAACCUCAAUUGUAGCAAUGUCUGAAAUGUAGUAGCAAAAAAAUAAAAUCCUGGGCUAAAUUUGUAGAGCUACUGGUAUUUCUAGUUCAAAUUCGCAACUACUUGGCAAAAAAACUCAUCUUUCUUUAAUAUUUAAUUAAUAUUUAAUUUUUUUCCAUUGAAGCAUGACAAUUUCUCUUUCAAAGGUAUUCUGCUCCAUUGUAUGUGGACAUAACUAAGACAGUUAUUAAGGAAGGAGAGGACCAGUUGCAGACACAGCAUCAGAAAACUUUCAUAGGCAAAAUUCCUAUCAUGCUGCGAUCCACCUACUGCUUAUUAAAUGGCUUAACGGACCGUGAUCUUUGUGAGCUGAACGAAUGCCCUCUUGACCCUGGUGGCUAUUUCAUUAUUAAUGGAUCAGAAAAGGUAAGAAUUAGGAAUUCACAUGAAAAAAUGACUUGCACAGAAAAUUCCAUGCAUUUGGUACACGGUAGCUUCACCCCGUCUUCAUCUUUGCUCACCAACCCCAUCUACCUCCUGUUGAUAUUAUCCCCAUGUUGCACCUCACCAAACCUACCCCUCUCUCCUUAGAGCUGUUCCUUUGUGGUUCACCUGAGCUGCCCACCCCAGAUUCCUUCCUCUGCUGCCCUUCUCCUCACCCUCCAACGCUGCUGCAGUGGUCCAGCAGCUUUCAGAAGGCGGUUGUCAUGGUGUAGUUCACAGUGCCACCUGUCAGCAGUCAAAUGAACUGCUGCAUGUCGACAACCUUACCCUUUUAUUAUAUGUAAGAAAUGUCAAGAAUGAAGUCUCCCAUAGACCUCCUUUCUUGUAAUCUUAAUAGUUGAUUGUAAUCUAAUGGGGUUGAUUUUGUUUACCUUUGGUGAAUGCUUCAUUGCUGAAUAGAGAGAGCCCAGGUCUCCUUGAAAUAAAUAAAAAUUAAAAAAUUGUCCAGUAGCACCUUAGAGACCAACUAAGUUUGUUCUGGGUAUAAGCUUUCGGGUGCAUACACACUUCUUCAGAUACCUGAAGAAGUGUAUCUGAAGAAGUGUGCAUACCCACGAAAAUUUAUACCCAGAACAAAUUUAGUUGGUCUCUAAGGUGCUACUGGACAAUUUUUUAUUUUUUAUUUCAUCUGCAUCAGACCAACACUGCUACCUACCUGAAUCCAGGUCUCCUUGGACCAAUAUCAUGUGUUACAUUUGCUUUAUCAUAAUUCCUUCCGCUAGUCUCCAGCUCAGAGAUCUCUUAAGGCAUGCGUAUCUUAGAUGAAGAACAAUGACGGCCAACGUUAAUGUUACAAAAGUAGUCUCUUAAAACGAGCUACGUCUUUGUGCUUGCUCAUUUCCCAAACAGGUUCUGAUUGCUCAAGAGAAGAUGGCUACAAAUACCGUAUAUGUGUUUGCAAAGAAAGACUCCAAAUAUGCCUACACCGGAGAGUGCAGGUCUUGCCUGGAAAAUUCUUCUCGGCCCACAAGUACGAUAUGGGUCAGCAUGCUGGCCAGAGGCGGCCAGGUAAGCAAUUUGGCUUAAAUCUUGGGAUUGCAAGAGGGUAAGAAGUCUGCCUAAUGGCUGUGGUUCCCAAAGUGGAGCCCCUUAAGAAGACAUAAGCAACUGUCAAGCAAACUACAAAUGCUCUUAUGACUCACUCCUAUCCUCUUUUGUAUUUGGCAAGACAGUGGGUUUCUCUCCUGUUUCUCCCCCUCCCCUCGCCAGUUAGUUUAAUACUAGUAAUAGUUUAAUACUAGCAACCAGUGGCCAUCUGAAACUCUGUUUAUUUUUGGCAGCUAAAAGUUCUGACCAUCCGUGAAUUGUACAUAUACAUCUACAGUCUUGCAUUACUCUGUACCUCUUCCGUCCUCUCCCUUCCCACCUUGAUGGUGAACUUUUGUUUGCACAUUGGGAAGGAGACGAGUGGUGGAGUUCCUCCUCAGAAUUAGGGAAACAGGAAUGAGAAUCUGAGUUUGCAUUUUGAUCUACAGACCAGUCCCAGUCAUGUUUACUUGGAAUUAAGCAGCAUUUAAAUUGCAGGGGUUUGCCAAAUAAACAUGGUUAGGAUCUGAGAGGCCCAUUAAUUUUAACAAGAAAAAAAAUGUUAUUGAACUUAAUUUGUCCCAAAGUACUUUGUAUUUACAGCCCAAUGUGUGAUAAUUUUUUAAAAUAAUUGUUUUGUAGUCCUUGCACAUGCUCAGUGGAAUUUUGACUCCUUUCUCUUUUAUAUAUAUAUAGAGAGAGAGAGACCUUAUCAUAAACUGCUUUAAAAAUCAUCCCAAAAGCAGUUUUCUACGCAACAUAAGGGUCUGUUCAAUAAUCAUGUCCAAAAUCCCAUUGGGCUUACAGAACUAGUUGCAGGGUUCUUUAACUGUGGGCUUUUCAAGUUACUGAGUCACCUGUUCAUAGUUCUGAAGGAUCAAUUAGAAAUGAUGUAAACCUUAGUAUUGCAGCAAUGGUUUGUACCACUGGAGUAAAGAGGUUUUUGAAAUGUAUCCUGUUCUGGAUCGUAUGGGCUUUAACCUUUGCUGAAAACAAUAUAUUUGAAACGAAUAAACUAAUAAAUAUUUGCUCUUCAAAUACAAAUGCCUUGAAAAUCUGUUUCUAUAUCCAGGGUGCAAAGAAGAGUGCCAUAGGUCAACGUAUUGUGGCAACUUUGCCCUACAUCAAGCAGGAAGUCCCCAUUAUUAUCGUUUUCCGUGCGCUUGGUUUUGUGUCUGACAGAGAUAUACUGGAACAUAUAAUUUAUGACUUUGAAGAUCCUGAGAUGAUGGAAAUGGUAAUAUCUUGAUUUUUUUAUAUUGAUCUGUGACAUAGAGCUACACGUAUAUUCAGAAACCUUAUGUAAUGAAACCCAGCAUGCAAAAUUGGUUGCACUCAGUUUUACUUUUACCACCUAAUUCUGUAAUGUCUGCUUGCCAUUACAGUCUUACCUUGGAAGUAGAAUGGAAUCCAUUCCGGAAGUCCAUUUGACUUCCAAAAUGUUCGAAAACCAAAGCACGGCUUCUGAUUGGCUGCAGGAAGCUCCUGCAGCCAACCGGAAGCUGUGGAAGCCCCGUCAGACAUUCGGCCUCCAAAAGAACUUUCGAAAACCAGAACACUCACUUCCGAGUUUCGAUCGUUCAGGAGCCGAUUUGUUCGGGAGCCAAGGUGUUUGAGAUCCAAGGUACAACUGUUUCUAACAUCUAACUUUAAUGCUGACUUCAGGAAGCUCCUCAACCCUGACAACACCGUCUUUUUAAUAUAUAUGAUAGGUUAAGCCUUCAUUGGAUGAAGCGUUCGUCAUCCAGGAACAGAAUGUCGCGCUGAACUUCAUCGGCUCAAGAGGUGCAAAGCCAGGAGUCACCAAGGAGAAAAGAAUCAAAUAUGCAAAAGAAGUUUUGCAGAAAGAGAUGCUUCCGCAUGUCGGUGUCAGUGACUUCUGUGAAACCAAAAAAGCUUACUUUCUCGGGUAUGUAAAUAUACACAGUCUGCCUGUGGGAACUUACUUGCACAUUGUUUAGAUGAGGGUUAAAAAAUGAAGACAGAAGCCUGUAGCAAUAUUCUUGAUUACAGUAAUAAAUCAGCAUAAUAAAUAAUAAUAAAUAAUAAUUAUUAUAAUAAAUAAUAAAAACAAAUAUUUUAGGAAAUAUUUACAAGUUCAUUUUUCCCAAACAUCUUAGGUAUAUAAUGUGUUGAUAACUCCUCAAAGUGAUGUAAUUUAAAAAUAGCUUAAUGUCCUCUUUUUGUCCCAGAAAUCUGAAUGCCCAUUUCCUGUUAAAUAACCUGCAUAUUUUGUUAGGUACAUGGUUCAUAGGCUUCUGCUGGCAGCUUUAGGGAGAAGGGAGCUGGACGACAGAGAUCACUAUGGCAACAAGCGGCUUGACCUUGCAGGCCCCCUGCUCGCUUUCCUGUUCAGAGGGUGAGUGCAACAAGUUCUUAUUGUUAUUUAUUACUGAUAAUGUAUGUUCAAAGGUUUUUCCAAAAUGUUUUAUGGGGAAAGCUGGUCCCAUCUCCCUACAACUGGUUUUUUUCUGAUUUCUUUUUCUACAGAAUGUUUAAGAACCUGCUGAAAGAAGUUAGAAUAUAUGCACAAAAAUUUAUUGACAGAGGCAAAGAUUUUAACUUGGAGCUGGCUAUUAAAACCAGGAUUAUAUCGGAUGGCUUGAAAUACUCAUUAGCUACAGGGAACUGGGGAGACCAGAAGAAAGCUCACCAGGCCAGAGCUGGAGUAUCUCAAGUAAGUGUUCAAUGGAUCUCAUGAGGCUGUGUGUGUUGCAGGUAAACAUAUCAUUCAUAUCUGAACCCCUCUAACUUGAUCAGAUUAUUUUAGGUGUCUCACUGAAAUCUGCCUUGUUUGACUUUUUUUGGUCCUUCUUCGCCUUUGGCCUUAAGGAAUCAAAGUGAAACAGUUGGAAGGUCAUAUGGGGCCUUGACCUGAGAGGAAAAGUUAUCUUUUCUGCAAGAGAGCAGUUGUGGGUGGCUAUGGGUUGUGAGCAAAGGGAAUAUGACAUUUUGGGCAUGAGAGCUAAGAAAAAGGUUGAGGACAGCAAGGGAGCAGAUCUCACUCUUCCACUGUGCUCCUUCUAGAUCUACACUUGCUUUACUGUAGCGUCAAAUGCACCCUGGCUGCUUGCCAGGUCUGAAUUGAACUCUUAGUAAAUUGCCAUGCUGGAGUCACGCUAAAUAUUGUAAUUGAAUGUUCAUUAACUGUACGAUAACUCAGUUGGUUAGAGCAUGGUGCUGAUAACGCCAAGGUUGCAGGUUUGAUCCCCAUACAGGACAGCUGCAAGUUUCUGCAUUGCAGGGGGUUGGACUAGAUAAUCCUCAGGGUCCCUUCCAACUCUAGGAUUCUAUGUAACUUCCAAUUUUAGUAACUGGAUAUUUAGCCCUUGGCAGUAUUGAUAUGUGGUAUAUUCCUGGAUCUUGUGAGGAAGCCUAAAAAUGUCCUCUUGUUGCACCUCUGAAGGUAUUGAACCGUCUCACCUUUGCAUCUACGCUUUCCCACUUACGUCGUUUGAAUUCCCCUAUUGGCAGAGAUGGCAAACUAGCAAAGCCCAGACAACUGCACAACACCUUGUGGGGAAUGAUUUGUCCUGCUGAAACACCAGAGGUAAUGCGGAGAUAGGAUUGAAAACAAAGCAUUCAGUGUGCCCAUGAGCUUCAGUGUUUUUCAUCUAUGUCUUUAUUUGGAAUGGCAGUUGGUUUCAUUUUUAGACUUCAUGAAGAAAUUUGAUAAAAAGCGAUUAGUAUAGGGAAAAGCGAUUUAGGAAACCCUUGUGCUUCUCAUAAGCUUAUUAGGCUCCCAGCAUGUUCCCAAGAACAAUUCAAAGUGUUGGUGCUGACCUUUAAAGCUCUUAAACUGCCUCGGCAUGAAGGAGCGUCUCCACCCCCAUCGUCCAGCCCAGACACCGAGAUCCAGCACAGAGGGCCUUCACUGCGAAAAGGGAAGUUGCAAGGGAACCCGGCAGAGGGCCUUCUUGGCAGUGGCACCCACCUUGUGUAAUGCCCUCCCAUCAGAUGUCAAGGAGAUAAACAACUGCACGAAUUUUAGAAGACCUCUGAAGGCAGCCCUGUAUUGGGAAGUUUUUAAUGUUUGAUGUUUUACAGUAUUAUGUUUUAUAUGUGUUGGAAGCCGCCCAGAGUGGCUGGGGAAACCCAGCCAGAUAGGCAGGUUACAAAUAUAACAACAGCACAUGCUUUUUCAUUCAGAAGGUCUCGGGUCCAGCUUCCGUUAUCUCCAGGUAGGGUUGUGAAAGUCCCCUGUCUGAAAACAGGAGAGUCCUAUGUUCAAUCUUCUCAUUUGCACAGUGGAGCACUAGGCAGGGUUGAGACCUAUCCUUAGUUUAUACAUGCCUCAGAAUACCGUGGCUCUUUGGGGAGACCUGGGUGCUGCAGAAUUUGUCAGUGGAAAGGGUUGAUGUGAACAUGCCCAUAAAGAAAGUUUUCGAUUCAGAACUUUUGUGCCUUAGGAAUUUCAUGAAAUCUGCACAUGGUCUUAAAGAGAUGCCGGUGUAAAAAAUAACCGACUCCAUGUGUCCUUAGGGUCAUGCGGUGGGGCUUGUGAAGAACCUAGCCCUAAUGGCAUAUAUCUCUGUGGGGUCUCAGCCAUCCCCAAUUCUGGAAUUUUUAGAAGAAUGGAGUAUGGAAAACUUAGAAGAAAUCUCUCCAGCAGCUAUUGCAGAGUAAGUGUGAAAACGAUGUUUCAAUAUUGAUAACGUCCGUAUGGUUCAAUCUAGGACAAUGUUCUCAGAACCCCUUUCUUCUUUUCUGAAGCGCUACAAAGAUCUUUGUGAACGGCUGUUGGGUUGGGAUACACAAGGACCCGGAGCAGCUCAUGAACACACUAAGGAAACUGCGGCGUCAGAUGGACAUCAUUGUAUCGGAGGUAGAUAUUGGGUCAUAAUAUUGCUCUACCAAGUGGAACGCAGUAACUGGGAUAUUCAUUGACUUGCUGCUAUAUUUCAGGUAGAGAUUGUUAAUAGCGUUGGACCUGGCUUGCUGAAUCCAUUUAAAAUUCAGAAUGGCCAGUUCAAGCACUCUUUUGCAUGUAAUAAAUCACUUCUCCACAACCUGCUACCCUCCAGAUCUUUUUCUCUUCAGUUCCCAUCAUCCCUGAUCAUUGGUUGAGCUGUCUGGGGCUGAUGGGAAUUGUAGUUUAAAACAUCUUGGGAGUAUCAGGUUGGCUUAGGCUAUGCUAAACAUUUGGCAUUUAAAAAAUGGCAUUUGGCCAUUCUCCUACCAUUGUUUUUGAGCAUUAUGCUUUCUCAUAUAGGUGUCCAUGAUCAGGGAUAUCAGGGAGCGGGAAAUUCGCAUUUACACCGACGCUGGCAGGAUUUGCCGCCCACUUCUAAUCGUGGAAAAGCAAAAGCUGCUGCUGAAGAAGAGGCAUAUCGACCAGCUGAAAGAGCGUGAAUAUAACAACUACAGGUGGGAAACUUUGCAUGGUGCUUCCAUUCCUAUCGCAUUUCUCUUAAGGGACGGUGUGUAUGUCUCGUGGUUCGCCACCAGCAUUUGUGAAAUGGUGCUGUUCAUGGUGGAUUAGGCAAUAUGCUGUAGCACACCAGCUGAAAAGAUUAUUUGCCAGUGAACAUCCAUUACCGAAUCAGUGCUUCUGGCGGAAUCAGUUGUGUGUUACAGCAUCCCGUGUAAAUGGGCAUAAGGGCUUCAAAAUUGCAUCGACGCUGCUCAUCUAUUCCAAGUCCUGAAGGUGCUGAAAGAUUUGCAGUUGCAUUAAAUGAAAACUGGAUAGCUCUGUUGGGUAGCGUGUGGUGCUAAUAAUGCCGAGGUUUGCAGGUUUGAUCCCCGUAUGGGACUGCUGCAUAUUCCCAACUAGAUGAGCCUCAGGGUCUCUUCCAACUCUAGAAUUCUAAGUUCACCAGUUGCAAAUGAACAACACCUGCUUGAUAUAAAAUCAGAUAUUUGGACCUAAAAUAAUCAAGGCCUUUUUUUCUUUCUUUUUUAAAGCUGGCAGGAUCUGGUGGCCAGUGGUGUAGUAGAAUACAUUGACACCCUAGAAGAGGAGACUGUCAUGCUGGCCAUGACUCCGGAUGACUUGCAGGAGAAAGGCGUUGCCUACUGUUCAACCUACACCCACUGUGAGAUUCACCCAUCCAUGAUCCUAGGAGUCUGCGCAUCGAUUAUCCCGUUUCCUGAUCACAACCAGGUUUGUAGAAUUUGUUAUAAAGGUAGACAAUAAAAAGUUUUAUAACUGGACCAUGGCAGAAUAUGUAAGAUCUGCUUGUGUGUGCAAAUAUUUUUUUAAAACCUGCAAUGAUGUUUUCCAUCUUAAUUAUCUUCUUUUACCUUCAUAGUCUCCUAGGAACACGUACCAGUCUGCUAUGGGGAAACAGGCUAUGGGCGUUUACAUUACCAACUUCCAUGUCCGUAUGGAUACCCUUGCCCAUGUCCUGUAUUAUCCUCAGAAACCCCUUGUGACAACCCGCUCUAUGGAAUACCUGCGAUUCAGAGAGUUGCCGGCAGGUAUGUUUACAAGGUCCUCUUCUGAAACUUCUUUGCACUGCUUCUGAAAUUUAGUACUCGGAACCCUGAUCACGGGGAGGGACACUUUGAGAGAUAAGACGGCCCCUUGGCCCUUACCUGAGUGGGGCCAAAGCGGUUUGGCAGUGACGGAGCCCGACUGUACAAGCUGUCCCUGGUGCAGCAGGAAGAUUUGCCUCGGCUGGUACAAGAGGAUAGUCCUUUGCGAACUGUCUCGCUAAGAGGUGGUGGGUUUUCUCCUUCCCAGUUUCUCAACAUGUUUCCGAUGUUUUCAUGUCAAUUUGCUCUGACAUGAAAACUACGCUUCCACCUACAGUCAGAAUGCAAUAUAAAACAACUUGGGGAGGGGGCUAUUCCCUAGGUGUGGGGUGUGCUAUACCGAGAACGCAUGUUGGGUCAGAGUGCACUUUGGCUAUUGCGUAGUCAUGAAGCCAACUGAUAUCAGUGCUCCUUGGGAGCUUUCCUCAAGAUAAUUUUUCUUGUUCGGGCCCAUACUUUUGGGCAUUAGUUUUUGCUUCUCCUUGCUUGUACUUUCCUUAUUGCAUCCCACCAAGGUGGCGGUUUCCCAGCUUUUCAGCAAGCGCAAGGUAUUUCUAGAAUUCCAACUGUACCCUGCUUAGCCAGACCAGAAAUACGGAUUAUUAGGCUCACAAUGGACCACCUCCUAAGAAGAGCACAGGCAUAAUUGUUCGUUCGCUUGCACUGGAUGUAGCGAGCAGAAAGCAGUUGCAGAUGGGCAGGAGGAACAUUUGAGUGGCCGCUACAAACAAAAUACUUUGCUUGAAAUGCCUGCACCUCACCAAAGUGAGGUUCCUGUUACAUAACAGCAUUGCCAGGAUUCACCACAAGGAGUCACUAGAGAGGUUUAAGAAAUCACUUCCACACAGCUGCCACGUGCUGGUAUUUUGUAUUGACAUUCCUGUUUCUGGGUACACGAUAAUAGAAAUACAGGACGGAGAAGGAAUGAUGUGUGAUAACCGAGUCGUGCUCUUGAAUCUCUCCUACAGGCAUCAACUCUAUUGUGGCCAUAGCUUCAUAUACUGGAUAUAACCAAGAAGACUCUGUCAUCAUGAACCGUUCGGCAGUCGAUAGGGGCUUCUUCAGGUCUGACCUACUUGACUUUAGACUUCUGUAUGAGGCAGUCCUUUAGGAUAAAUAUCUCAAGGAUCGCCUCUCCCUAUAUAAACCGUCCCAGACCCUGAGAUCAUCUUCUGAGGCCCUCCUUUGUUUGCCUCCGCCUCGAGACGUCCCGAGAGUGGCAGCAUGAGAAUGGGCCUUCUCUGUAGUGGCUCCCCAUUUGUGGAAUGCUCUCCCCAGGGAGGUUCGCCUGGCACCUUGAUUAUACAUUCUUAGGUGCCAUGUGAAAACGUUCCUCUUCAAUCAGGCCUUUGGCUGAUUAAUAUUCUGUAGCCUUUUAAAUGUGUCUGUGGGAAGGGGUGUGUGUGUGUGUGUGUGUGUUGUUUAUUUGCUCUUGUUUUAAUUAUUUACUUGUUUGUAUACUGAAUUUUAUCCUGUGAACCACCCUGAGAUCAUACCAUGAAGGGGUGGUAUAUAAAUCUAAUUUCAGUCGUACCUCGGAAGUCAAACAGAAUCCAUUCUGGAAGUCCGUUUGACUUCCAAAACAUUCAGAAACCAGGGUGAGGCUUCCGAUUGGCUGCAGGAAGCUCCUGCAGACAAAUUGGAAGCCGCGUAAGCCGUGUUGGACGUUCGGGUUCCAGAGAACGUUUCCAAACCGGAACACUCACUUCCGGGUUUGCUCCGUUCGGGAGCUAAAACGUUCAACUCGCAAGGCGUUCAUCAACCAAGGUACGACUGUGAUUAAUUCUCAAGUGGUGUUCUACAGUUUCAUGCAUGGGAAGUGUAAUUGCAAUAGGACAGUGGCUUUCAGACUUUGCACCUCCAGAGAACAGUUUUUGCAUGGAUCUGCCAAGGACCAUUUGCCAAUUGUGUGUACACACAUGCUUCCCUGCGCGGCUGAUACUGCAGUGGUAUAUCCUGGUAGGCAGUCUUGGGACAUGAGGGAUGCUGACCAGAUUUGUUAGGUCUCGCUCAGCAGAGGUUAGAGUGUGCCUCAGAAGAUAGUGUUCAGCUCUCCCCUAAAUCAGCAGUGGCAUGCAAGAUGUCUAUCAUGGGCAGUAAUCUGCUUCUGCAACUUCCCCCUCAUAUAUACUUAAAAGGAAGCCCAGAAUGUUCCAGAUCACAGUUCAAAAACCACCGCAGUAGACAGAUAACUGAUGAGUGAAAACAUGUGAAGUUGUCACGUUGACCUUCUUUAUGUUUUCAUGCAGGCCGUAUUGUGUGAGGGCAGAUUGCUGGUUGGCUGAAUGUUUUUAAUGAUGAAGGCUUGCAUCAAAAAUGUGCUUGGUACUUCUUGAGGAGGAGAGUUCAUUUUCCCAGUGCCAGGAGGCCUUUGCAUUUCUCAGCAGGGAAAUGUCUCUUGUGCCAUUGCCUUAAAUCAAUAAGUUCCCCGGAAGUCCCUUGUCGGCAGCUAGUUUUCUUGAAAUAACAUCUUUGAGAAGGCCGCAAGGGAUGGUAGGCUUUUAUUGCAACCUCUGCCCCAUCCCCCACUGACCUAACAAUACAUUUUGUUUUCCACACCUUUCACCUCUAAUUGACUGUGGGGUGGAUUUAGCCAAGGGGCUUCUAGUUGCCGACUCUUAAUAGGACUGCUUCAGCUGUUUCCCUCAGUAUUGCAUCCUAUUCUUGACUGAGGCACGCCCUGUACCGUGUCUGUUUGAAACAGAGCCUGAAUUGGAAGAGUGGUCUUGGGUUUGGAUUUGAGGCCUUUUUCAUUUCCCCCCCCUUCAGAUCUGUAUUCUAUCGUUCUUACAAAGAGCAAGAGUCCAAGAAAGGAUUUGACCAAGAGGAAGUGUUUGAGAAACCUACUCGUGAAACGUGUCAAGGUAAGAAUAAACAAGGAUUCUUGAGAACUAGGCUGACAGGUUGCUGCUCAAAACUUGGAUUCCCCUGUGCCCUUAUAAAUCAAAAAGAGCGAUGCAACUUCCCCUUAUGUUCUCGCACGUUCUCUUGCAGGGAAAGGAACUACUGGGUUGUUGUUUUUUGUAUGCUAUCCCUUGUAACGACAGAUUAGAUUUUAAACUUGUUAACCUGGGUUUGUAUUGCACUGGUGUGAUGGGCAAUGCAAAUACAGUGGUGCCUCUCAAGACGAAAUUAAUUCGUUCUGCGAGUUUUUUCGCCUUGCGAAUUUUUCGUCUUGCGAAGCAUGGUUUUCCAUAGGAAUGCAUUGAAAAUCAAUUAAUGCGUUCCUAUCAUAAAAAAUCAUAAAAAUGCAGGAAAAAAACCACACAAGCUUCCAGAUUCUUGCAAACCCCUCCCCAACACCAAGUCCUUGAAUUCCAUACACUCCAACCCAAAAUCCGAAAAGCCCAAAAAAUGUUUUAAAAGUUUAACUUACCAAAUGGCUGCAAAAGAAGUUUUGGAAAAGCUUCAAAAAUCACCAGUGUCUUCAAAAACCUCAAAAGAGGUUACCACACCGCGUGCUAUGAGUUGCUCCUCGAAGUCAAGUCGCAACUGCACCUCUUCAAGCAAUGCACCCUGGGUAUUAACGGUUUUAAGAAAAAGCAAACAAACUUGCAAGACGUUUUCGUUUUUCGUCUUGCGAAGCAAGCCCAUAGGGAAAUUCGUCUUGUGAAGCAACUCAAAAAACGAAAAACUCUUUCGUCUUGCGAGUUUUUCGCCUUGCGAGGCAUUCGUCUUGCGAGGUACCACUGUACACUUCAUACAGAUUAAAUGCUUCCUAGGGAUGGUUUCUUUGAGAUCACAAAUUUGGGUGAAACAGAUGAGUUGCCCCCCCCUUUAGCAUAAAUGUUAAAAAUUUAACUUAGCACAACUUACCCCAUUAACCUAGCUGUUCAGCAACAAAACUAAAUAACAGUGACAGUGCUGGAAGUGACAGCCCCCCCAUUAGUAUGUCUGGUUCUUUCCCCUGCAUGCAUCUGGCUUUGCCGGAUCAUGGCCUCAAAGGACGAAGCUGAACUCAAAGGCCACCCAAUCACCUUAAGAACAUGCGGUGGUCUGCAGUACAACCACACUUAGGAAUUGCGCUAUGGGCUUACUUGAAAUUGCAGAGAACCAAGGUCAGCCAUGCGCUGUGUGUGAUUUAGCCAACCAGCCGUAUAUUUUUACCAUGCAGGAAGCCAAAAUUGGGGUGGGGGCAGUUCUUUUUUUCAGGGGGUACUCAAAUGUGUGCAGUACUGGCACCUCUUUUUGUUGUUAAAGAGUGUGGCAUUUGCUCUAACAACUUCAUGGUGAGUACCGGCACCUAUUUUUGUGUAUAUAUAUAGAAAUCACUGGGGUUGGUGGAUGAUUUUGUAAGCCUUUGAUGUGCUGGUAUGCUUGUGUUCAGCUAGGUGGGUUGCAAAUUGUGCAUUUGUUUUCCCCAGGGAUGAGGCACGCCAUCUAUGACAAACUGGACGACGAUGGCUUGAUUGCACCCGGCGUGCGCGUCUCGGGAGAUGACGUCAUCAUUGGCAAGACUGUAACUUUGCCCGAGAACGAAGACGAGCUGGAGAGCACCAACCGCCGUUACACCAAGAGAGACUGCAGCACUUUCUUACGCACUAGCGAAACGGGCAUUGUGGAUCAGGUCAUGGUUACCUUGAACCAGGAGGGAUACAAGUUUUGUAAAAUUAGGGUAAGCGUAGGAGUUAUGCGUGAUUAUUUGCUAAUGAUAAAGCCAUAAUUCUGGAGUAACCGACUGUCAUCUUUAUCUCCAGGUGCGCUCUGUGAGAAUCCCACAAAUUGGAGAUAAGUUUGCCAGCAGACAUGGGCAGAAAGGUACCUGUGGUAUCCAGUACAGACAAGAGGUAAAAGCAGCCUGUUUUUUUGAUGCAAGGGAGAAACAUGCUUAGAAAUCUGUAUUUGAAGCUAUUGUCGUUAUUUUGAUUUAUUACCUGCCUACUUUAUUACCUACACGCUGCAAGCUUCAAAGGCCAUGGUGGAGACGUACUGUAUUUUUCUGUGUAAGAGACUGUUUUUUGCUUUAAAAAAAUUAGGUCAAAAUUGGGGGUCAUCUUAUAUACAGAAAAAUAAGGUAUGUUGAGUGAGCGAGCGAUUGGCAACAGCGACCCCCCCAAAAAGAAAAACAAUUCAAGGGUGGUCUCCCCCCCAACGUUAACAACCUCCCAAAAAAACCGCCCCAGCUUUUUAAAAUUAAGUUUGGGUUCCAAAAAAUAGGGGUCAUCUUAUACAUGGGGGUGUCUUAUACACGGAAAAUACAGUAUAUCUUCAUUGUUCGGAAACUGUUAUUAGUGAAGGUGUCAGGCACACCUCUGUACAAAGCGAGUUCUGCAACUUGGGUUUCCUCAGGGUAUGCUUUGUCCCAGACCCCCACUACCCCUAGCUUCCCCUAGUGGAACUACCAAGAGGGUCCCUUCUGCUGAUCUUAAUGUAUCAUAAUUUCAAAAUGUUGGUCUUCAACCUGAGAAGGUCACUCAUCUAGGAGAAGGAAAACUCUGCUCCUAAAUCUCUACUGCCUUCUGUGAUAUCUUUGGAUUUGUGUAGGGUUUACUCCUUAGCUAUUUUUUUUCCUCCCAGAGUGGAGUACCUAGGAUGGUUGUUUGGCACCUUGUAUGCCUCCUUUUUGCAACUCUUGCAGCCAAGCUGGUGCCAAACGUAUUGCUCUGCUUUCCUUUGGACCACAUCAGUGAGGCCGAGAUGGAGGUCUUGUAAUCUAGGCAGCCCAGGAUCUCCAUACACACUGCCCAGACUUGCAACCCAGGGAAGUCACUUUGGUGCUGCUAAUGCAGUGGUUUGACAUCACCCCCACAGGCACAUUCCAUUGUCUCGAGAUAGACGGAUGCCAGCAAUUAUGGUGUUCAACAAGCAACCAUAAGCUUGACCAAUCAAGUUCUUUGUGAGCCUCUCUGGGGAAAGCGUUCUGUAACCGUGGCAGUACAGAGAAGGCCCUACACAGAUCAAACAUUCCUUUGGGGGCAGGAAUGUUUGUACGAAAGGAGGCAGUGCACAAGGACAUUAGGCCUUGGCCAUUUAGGGGCUUUAAAGUGUAUGUAACUGGCUCUUAAAAAUACACAGGAAGCCUGUGCAGCUGAAAAACGAUAAUUUAAUUUGCUUCCUGUAGCAAGUCACUGUCAAAGGUGUUGGGCAGCAGAAUUCUGAGCAAGAUAAAAAACUUCUGGAUCAUGUUCAAGGGCAACCCUAUGUAGUGUUACUUAAGAUGAAGACUGAGUGUUCAUAAAACAGAAUUGUCAGUGCACAGCUGGACAGCAGCGGAAAUUCAGAGCAGAUUGAAAGCCUGGUGGAACAAAACCAUUUUUACAGCUUGCCUAAGAAUCCUGGUGCACUGUACAAAAAAGCAGUUGAUUCACAGCAAGUAAAUGUGCAUUAAUCAGAAUUAUAUACAGUCGUACCUUGGUUCUCAAACAGAAUCCAUUCUGGAAGCUUGUUCGACUUUUGAAAAACAAGACGCAGCUUCCAAUUGGCUGCAGGAGCUUCCUGCACUCAAUUGGAAACCGUGGAAGCAGCAUCGGACGCUCAACUUCCAAAAAACAUUCGCAAACCGGAACACUCACUUCCAGGUUUGCUGCGUUCAGGAACCAAAACGUUAAGAGUCGCAAGGCGUUUGAGAUCCAAGGUACGACUGUAUACAUAUAUAAAAUGUUUGCAGAAAGCAGCUAUAAGUGGCAUUUUCCUUUCCUGUCUAGGACAUGCCUUUCACCUGCGAAGGUAUUACCCCCGAUAUAAUCAUCAAUCCUCAUGCCAUCCCUUCACGUAUGACCAUUGGUCACUUGAUUGAAUGUCUGCAAGGGAAGGUAAGAACUGGGGAACAUUGAAGUAACGUGAAAAGUUACAAAAAAGCGGCAGGGCAGGGUGUUUGCAGGCUUUUUCGAUGGUGUUUCAAAUAUGUCAGAUUUCACUUAAACAAGCUGUGCCUUGGAGCGUAACCCCUGCAUAAAUUGGGAGCUGCUCGUACUCUGUUAAACUACCUGCCUCCCCUUUUUAGGUAUCAGCAAAUAAAGGAGAAAUCGGUGACGCCACACCUUUCAAUGAUGCAGUCAACGUGCAGAAGAUUUCUAACUUGCUGUCUGACUAUGGCUACCAUCUGAGGGGAAAUGAGGUACGUCAUGGUCUUGAGGGGCAACAGGAGCUCAACCGUGCUGCCACGUUGCCUGUGAUUUGGUGUUCAUGGAGUCUCGUUCUUUCCCUCCAGGUUUUGUACAAUGGCUUCACUGGCCGCAAAAUCACAUCGCAGAUCUUUAUUGGCCCUACUUACUACCAGCGGUUAAAACACAUGGUAGAUGACAAAAUCCAUUCCCGUGCAAGAGGGCCAAUUCAGAUCCUUAAUAGGCAGCCUAUGGAAGGUCGAUCCCGGUAAGAAAUAGAUGUGCGCCUUAAUGACAUGUUGUCCGGAGCAAUGAAGGGUCUGUUUGUAGUCCUUGCCUUUCAAAAACCAUCAUCUGAGGAGGGAGAUGGGCUCAGGUGUCUAGAAUGAAAUGACAGGCCAUUUUCUCAGUUGCCUGUGGUGUAAGCAUGAAUCCCUCGCAGGUGGCCAGGCGCAGACUCUUGUCUAAAAUGUAAGAGGGCUUGUUCUUUCACACAAUCAAAUGACAUUGGUAGAGGUGGGCUUGGAAAUUUUUUUGGGUGGGUUAGUCAUUUUUGUGGACUGACUUGAAAGUCUUUGGAAAGGGGGUUGCAUAGGUGCACCCUGGCUGGUUAUUGUCACCUUCUGUGGGCAGGAAACAUUUGCAGAUAAAUCUUAAAUUGGUUUGUAUGUAAAGCAGCCUAUGACCUUGACGUGCUUUGCACUAUUUCCCCUCCUACGUGAAAGUUAACACGAACACUGUGUCAAGAAAAGCUGAAUUCUGCAACCUUUAAAUUAAAUAUAGUGACGCGACUUACUUAGCAUUCUUUUAAUUCUUCAGGUUUUGCAGCUUUGCAUAAUAUAUUCUACUCGUCACAGGAGAAGCCAAUGAGAUCCAAAGGGCACAGAAACCCCAUCCCUCACCUCUGGAAAUCUCAUUUAGCAAUGUUUUUAGUUUCUGAAAUUUCCCCCGAGCUUUGCCCACAGAUUUUUCACGCAUAUAUUCACAACAUCAGGGCUAGAAUAUUGCUUUGAAAGCUCAGGGAACUGGGUUGUCUGAACUUCCUACAAUCCAGAAUCUUAUCAUUGCUGAAUGUCCCUUUGAUUUCCCCCUGUGCUGUUUCCUGCAUAGACGACAUUCAUACAUAGCACAGAUAGCCUGAGAAAAUCCCAACAAUUUUUUUAGCAUCUUCUGUAAAAAAAAUAAUCCUCAUUUCUUAACUUCCUCCAGAAAGUUGGAUUUGGUUAUUUUUGGCAGUCCCCUUAGAUUCUGCUCCAGUAGUUUAUUGUGUUUAGGGCAGUGUGGUUAUAACUUAGCCUUCUGGCUUAGAAAAAUGUGGAAUUAAACAAGCUUGUUUCUCUCUUCCCCCUCCCCCCAAAAAAGUGACGGUGGCCUUCGUUUUGGAGAAAUGGAGAGAGACUGUCAGAUUGCUCACGGCGCAGCACAGUUCUUACGAGAGAGAUUGUUUGAGGCAUCAGACCCGUAUCAGGUUCACGUGUGCAACCUGUGCGGCUUAAUGGCAAUAGCAAACACCAGGACACACACCUACGAGUGCAGGGGGUGCCGUAAUAAGACACAGGUAUGUGGAAAGAUACCUGUUUCUCUCUCACCCUCCUUAAUCUCACCAACCCUGCUUAAUCCUUUCUCAUCCUUUUGGGUUCCACCUUCAGGCCUUCUGCCAUUUCGAAACCCUCUGCAAAAUCUGUUGCUUCCGCCAAAACCUUCCCUGUCUGCAAACCCCUUAUUCACUACAUUGUUCCACACGAUUGCCUUACAUCUGGGUUUAAUAAGGGUCAUGGGAAGCCCAGGGCAGCAUAGCAGUGCAGAGAAUGUCUUGCGAUUCCACCGUGUGUAGGAUGCUCAUCGCCUAAGGUACUAGGUUAGAUUUUAGAACUUAACUUGGACCUUUCCUUGUUUUGAGAUGCAUUCCAUCCAUUGGGUGGGUUUGCUUAGUGCAGGGGUGGGGAACUUUUGGCCCUCCAGAUGUUGGGCUCCUGAUUGUAGUUGGGUCCCAACUGGCAGCUGUAGCCCUACAUUAGUUGGAGGGUCACAGCUUCCCUAUGCUUGACUGCUGGCUCCCAACUCUGCAUCACACCAAAUUGAAGCAAGGCAAUGCAGAAGUUGUAUCUGUGUAUCAGUAGUGUGCUGAGUGAGGGCCAAUCCAUUGAAGCUCAGCCGAGAUGCGAUAGAAAUUACGAGAGCAGGAUGUGGUGUUCAGCCUCUUCUAGAUAAGGUUGCAUUCCCCUAAGGCAGGCUAUACAGUGGUGCCCCGCAAGACGAAUGCCUCGCAAGACGAAAAACUCGCUAGACGAAAGGGUUUUCCGUUUUUGCGUUGCUUCGCUAGACGAAUUUCCCUAUGGGCUUGCUUCGCAAGACGAAAACGUCUUGCGCUUUUUUUUUAAAGCCGCUUGAAGAGGCGCAGUUGCGACGGACCGUGCUUCGCAAGACGAAAAACAUCGCAAGACGAAAAGACUCACGGAACGAAUUCUUUUCGUCUUGCGAGGCACCACUGUAGUUUGACUUUUCUCACUUGUUUGUUACUUGUCCAUCUAGUAACUGUUUGGAUCUGUCAUGAUGAUAUCCAAACAUAAAUACUGUACUGUAUAUGUCAAAGAGAAAAACUACAACCAGACUUUUAGAAGACAUCUGAAGGCAGCCCUGUUUAGGGAAGCUUUUAAUGUUUAAUAGACUACUGUAUUUUAAUAUUCUGUUGGAAGCCGCCCAGAGUGGCUGGGGAAACCCAGCCAGAUGGGCGUGGUAUAAAUACAACAACAACAACAAUUAAUUAUUAUUAUUUCUGUGAAAUAAAGAUCCCUUUAUAUGUUUAUUUCAUAACCUUAAAUGACUUCAGAGGCAUGGGAGAAGGGAAGGCUUCCUGAAGAAUGACAAUGGGAGGGUGUGGUAGAUCACUGCCAGUUUUGGAUACUGGAUAGUAGCCUAUAAGGAAUCAGGGCUUGCAACCGGUGGUUGCUGACAGAACCAGCACUCUCUGGUGGUCCAAGUGGAAUCUGAAGCAUGCAUCGCCUUAUAUCCCCUAAGCCUGGGGUGGUUGCUGUAGCCCUUCCUGGGCAGACAGAACCUGGCCACUGCUCCUUGGUAAGCUCCAUAUUAGACGCCUACAGCAUGUUGCCGUAUGUGAUCCAGAUGCAAUUCAAAGGGCUUGGGAGCCUGAUAUCUGAAGGACUGUCCUCUGCCACAUGUGCCUGCCCAUCGGAGACAUUGCCCCACUCUUGAAGUUAGCUUUCACACCCAGCCACCACCCCGUCUCACAGGUGGCACCAUGUACAUAGAUUGCCUUCCUAAGGGAUGCUUGCCUGGUGCUGCUGACUUUGUCAUCCCAGCACCAGGCAAACACUUUUUAAAAAUUUGCCCAUGCUUUCCAGCAUGUCGCUGAAGCUGUUUUUUUCAGUUCUUCUGAGGAUUUAGCACCCCGUUUCUGUUGCUUUUUUCAGAUUUCAACAUUGAGUCCUGCUGCAUUUGUUCCUUUAAUUAUUGUGAGAGCUGCCCUGGGAGUUUUAAAGGGGAGGUUGGUGCCUAAAUAUUGAAAAAUACAUUUUUUACUAAUAUUUGUCAACCUUUUUUUCAGAUUUCUCUGGUUAGAAUGCCGUACGCGUGCAAACUCCUUUUCCAGGAACUGAUGUCGAUGAGUAUCGCACCUCGAAUGAUGAGUGUGUAGCCUUCAAACAGAUCUCCCUUCUCCUUGGCGCCAAGUGAUUUUUACCCUUCUGAAUUUUUUGAGUCGCAUGCUUUCUUUAAAUGUUUUUAAAAUUCAGAAACCUAUUUCAUGGCUGAGGAUUUUCAGACUGUUCAGUGUGUGAGCUCAUUUUUUGUAAAUAGAAAUAAAAGCUUUUCAGCCAUGCACCCAUUGUAAAAUAUUUUAUUGAUACUUUAGCAAAAAUUAUACAAGGGAUGAAUAACUGUAGAGAUGGCAUGAAAGGGAAAUAAACACAGCAGUUUUCCGGGAGAUUAACAU